Messenger RNA from Labrus mixtus (cuckoo wrasse), 1138 nucleotides. RefSeq names its product putative claudin-24. Gene Ontology annotation, molecular function: structural molecule activity. The transcript has a single exon. Gene Ontology annotation, cellular component: plasma membrane; bicellular tight junction. The record is from RefSeq and is a predicted model, not a curated record. The coding region runs from base 312 to 977 and encodes 221 amino acids. NCBI's taxonomy places the organism in Eukaryota, Metazoa, Chordata, Actinopteri, Labriformes, Labridae. Gene Ontology annotation, biological process: bicellular tight junction assembly; cell adhesion.
UGUGUGUGUGUGUUUCUCCUGUGUGUGUGUGUGUGUGUGUGUUCACUUCCUGCUGCAGGCGGAUCAAUGAUGCUGUUGUUUCCAGCUUCCACCAAUCACAGCGCCCCGUCUGACUGAUGGAGGCGGGGCUGGUCUCUCUCUCUCUCUCUCUCUCUCUCUCUCUCUCUCUCUCUCUCCCUCUCUCUGUGAGCAGGCUCCUCCCUGUUGAGUGAUGUCACACUGACCCUCCCCCUCCCCCCUCCUGUCUGUGUGGAGGUGGGAGGUAGAGACCUGGACCUGCAGAGACUCGGGGACCUGAGGAGCGACUCGUCAUGGACUCUGGCAUUCAGGCUCUGGAGCUGACGGGUGUUCUGAUAGGUGGAGGGGCGUGGCUGUGUUCGCUCGCCACCACCCUGAUGACAUCAUGGCUCACGCUUUCCACGGAACUGCUACCCACCGAGUCGUACCAGCUGGGCCUGUGGGAGACCUGCGUGGUCCAGGACCUGGGGGGUCUUGAGUGCAGACCCUAUGACUCACUGCUGGGCCUCCCCCCUGACAUCAGGCUGGCCCGGAUCCUCAUGGUCCUCACGCUGUGGGCGGGGCUUCUCGGGCUCCUGCUGGCCAUCCCCGGCCUACACGCCAUCGCCUGCUGCCCAGAGAGGACCACCAGCCGCCACAAGAGGGUGCUGAAGGGGGUCGGGGGAGCGCUGGGCCUGGUGGCAGGGGUCCUGGGUCUGGUUCCCGUCUCUUACAUGGCCCACCUUACCGUCCUGAGGUUCUUCGACGAGUCCGUCCCCGAGGUCGUCCCCCGCUGGGAGUUUGGAGACGCUCUGUUCUGCGGCUGGACGGGGGCAGUCCUGCACCUAGGGGGCGGGGCCCUGCUCAUCUCUUCCUGUUUGUAUCUGCAGAGAGAAACCCGCAACCCCACGACCCCCAUUCCUCUAGUCCGGGUGCCGCCAGUACCGCCUCCCUUCAGGACCAGGACUGAGUACGUCUGAGACCCUCAGACCUGGACCCGGUCUUAAAGGGGUCUGCAGGAUAAUCCAGUGAGACCGGCUGCAGGUUUUUAUAAUCACCUUCAAUCAGGAACGAUUGUUUCUCUGUCUAAAGAGUUCUUAAAGAUUAAAAUACAUUGUAUAAGAAUUUAUUUGUGUGUGUG